AUGAAUGAGAAAUGUCAGGAUUUAGUGACAACAGUGGAUUCAUCAGUGCAGGCACAAGAAAUCAAAAAAACAAAGAAAAAACCGUACCGCAUGGCUGAUGAUGCGGCGGCCGAGUGCCUGUUCGAGCGGCUCCGGCUGUACCAGCAGCGCGCGCCCGACUCCGCCGAGGUGGCGCGCGCCAUCACCGCACGAAUCAACUCUCGCCUGUCCUCUCAUGAUAAACACAUUCGUCAAAGUACACUCGACAAACUCUGGAAUAAGCAAUCAGGAGCUAUGCAAAUGUUACUUACAAUAUUGGAGAACUCUAGGGAUACAGCUACGUCGACUUACAUAACAUCAAUAUUAAGAGAGGCACUAUGCUUAAAACAAGGAAAAGGAAAAAAGUGUUCAGUAGUGAAUGAAACACAAGGGACUAAGAAAAAAGAAAACAAAAAAUCAGGCAAAGAGAAUAAAGAUCCAGUUUUUAAAAAGGCAAAUAACGUAGCGAGGCAGCAAUGUUCGCAACAUUUCAUUUCAAUGAAUGGGACCCAAGUCGUAAUUCGCGCUCUGCUUGCAACUCACAGCAAACGUGACAGCAACGUGAGCACAGAACUGAUGUUACAAGACCUAGUCUGGAUCAUUGCAGCGCUUGCUCCUAAAGAAAAUAAAUUACAAAAUUCAGAAAGUCUUUUGUCCAUAUUUUUCACAAAUAUGUAUAUGUAGGGUAUACGAAGUUCAGCGGGUCGUCUUGUUAUUGUAUAUAAUAAAAUAUUGUUAAAUGUUUACGUUAAAAUUGUAUUAUUAUUAAAAUCUAAAAUUUUCAUUUCAGAUCCAAAAUUCGCAAUGAAAGUAAGGAUGUUGGGGUGCGUUAGAACAAUGCAUCUUAUCUUAAAGGGUCAUUACAACGAUAAUAAGUUAAUCUUCCCCCUUCUCGUUAUUAUGAAGCAACUCGCUAAAAACGCUAUAACAACUUCGAUUUUAAUACGCGACGGUGCUGUCGCGACGUAUGAGAGGGUCUUAGUCAGUCUUGGCUUCAUCCCUACCGCCAGACUCCGACUCUGUCUGGACGCAAUCGAUUACUUCAGUAAAAACAAGGUAUGCUGCAUGCAGAUAGUGAAGACAGGCCUUUGUAGCGUCCUUCUCAGGGUGUUCGACCGUUGGGACCGAUACGAGGGUCGCAUGAGACUGAAGAUAUGUGCACACAUUCUACAAACAUUACAACAUCUAUGCAAUAUAAAAGCCGGGCGUCGAGCUCUAUGUACGAAGAAGCAUGUACAAACACUGCAUAGGUUUUGCUCGCAAUGUCCCGAUGAAGUAGAAUUUGAUGGGCUCUUGGCACGAGUCUGCUCCGUUAUCACCCUGUGCCUCAAGCAUCAGGCUCUACCAGUUCCUAUUAACAGUCCCGCGUCAUUUAAUUUAAAUCCUAUUUUAAAAGGUACAAACACAACGUGGCCGUGUCAUGAAGAUGAAGAUGACGGUGCUAAUUCUGAUUCAAAAUCGAUAAAUUCAGAUUUAGAUGAUGAGGACCUGGACAGUGAUAAAGAUGGCGCUGACGAUUAUCUUGAUACUGAGACAGAGGAAAAUGAAAUUAAAUCUAGUGAAGAAACCGAUAAGACUCGUAUAAAAAAUGGAGAAAGUAUAAAAAGUACUUUAUGGUUUAACCCCAAUGAGAGAGACACAGAAGACUUAAAAAAAUAUUGUAUUUAUUUUAAAGAAUUUGGCUCUUAUAAUAAGCAAAUUAGAGCGGUCAAAAGUCGUUCUAAUUCCCGAGGAUCUAUACUGGAUGACAUAUAUGUAACUCAACAUAGCAGCAAUCGAAAUCAACCUUCACUUUCCACGUUUUCCCUUACGACAGUUUUAUCGAAUACUGAUUAUGACAGCACUUUAGGUUCUAACACGUUUCCAUUCCUACAUGGAUUUCAUAAAAUACAUGAAAUUUCUUCAUCAACUUCCUGUUCUUCUCUAAAGAUUCACAAAGAUUUAUCUAAAUAUAGUUCAUUUGCAUCAGUUUAUUCGACAAUAUCGUCAAGAGUUAAAAGUAUAAUACCUUUCAUCAAAGUGGCUUAUCCAGAUAUGACAGGUGGUCAAGGAACUAACCAACUUGAACCUUUAAAUAAAAUGGAACGAACUGCUUGCAGGAAUAAACUGCUAGCUUGUGUCGAAAAAGCUAUAAAUCCAGAGUCCUAUAUGAAUGAAGUUGUGUAUGAUUUGGACUCUUUGUGUGCUUCUGGAUUAACUACUGAUGCUUCGUCACAGAAAAGUAGUGAGAAUUUGUUUCUAAGCAAUACUGACGAACAAGAGAUAACAAAGGCUAACAAUUUCUCAUCUCGAUUAAGCUUUGAAUCAAGAUUUGAAUCUGGUAACCUCAGGAAAGCAAUUCAGGUGGGUCCAAGAGAGUACGAGCUGAUUCUAAUGCCAGACGUGAAUUCAACAAAACGUCACCAAUGGUUCUACUUCGAAGUGCGGAACAUGCAACAGGGUCGUCCGUACAUCUUCAAUAUAGUCAAUUGCGAGAAAUCGGAUAGUCAGUUUAAUUUUGGAAUGAAACCAGUUAUGUAUUCUGUAAAGGAGGCUGUUCUUGGAAGACCGGGAUGGGUGAGAGUGGGUUCGGACAUCUGCUACUAUCGCAACAGCUACCACUACGCCAGCCAGAAGAAUAACAAGUGCUACCUGACGGUCACUUUUAACAUCGAAUUUCCUCACACUAACGACGUCUGCUACCUCGCAUAUCACUUCCCAUUUACAUAUUCAAUGAUGAUGACAAGAAUUUGGCAAUGGAGUACUCAACUACCACCAGGAACAUAUCUUCGGACUGAACCGCUCUGUUAUUCUCUGAAUAAUAACGAAGUUCCUUUAUUAACAAUUUCAGCGGAGGAUACUCCAUCUAACCCUAUGGUGGAUAGGGAGAUAGUCUUCCUGACGGCGCGCGUGCACCCCGGCGAGAGCAACGCGUCGUGGGUGAUGGACGGCUCGCUGGCCGCGCUGCUGGCCGCCGCGCCGCCCGCCGCCGCGCUGCGCGCCAAGUACGUCUUCAAGAUCGUGCCCAUGCUCAACGUAGAGGGAGUCAUCAAUGGCUGCCAUCGCUGCGGCUUAACUAAUGAAGAUUUAAAUCGACGCUGGUGCAAGCCGAGCCCCGUUUUGCAUCCUUCUAUUUACCAUACCAAGGGCUUAAUAGAGUACUUAGUACGUGUUUGGAAGAAACCACCGUUAGUGUACUGCGACUACCACGGCCACUCGCGCAAGAAGAACGUGUUCUUUUAUGGAUGCGCCGGCGCUGAGAGCUGGUGUAGCAACGACCGGCUCGUGCCCGACGAGCCUAUUAAAUACCUUAUGCUACCAGCGCUAAUGCAUCGAAUUUCACCCGCAUUCGCAUUGGGUUCGUGCUCGUUCCGCGUGGAGCGUGAGCGGGAGAGCACGGCGCGCGUGACGGUCUGGCGGCACCUCGGCGUCACCAGGUCCUACACCAUGGAAGCCUCCUUCUGCGGGUUCGACCGAGGCCCGUUCAAGGGAUUUCAUCUGAAUACUCAGCAUCUGCAAGGUGUGGGCAGCGAUUUUUGCGAGGCCCUCAACGGCCUCGGCGAUAACGCCACCAACGUGGACAUCCAGUUGACAAAAGAUCUUAACAGUGAAAGAACAGUAGACAGUGAGCCAGGUUCGGGAUCUGACAGCGUGCUGAAAACUGAUUCCGAUGAAGAUUUUGAUUAACUGCGAGUUUGCGUCCUCUAAAAACUGCAAUUAACCUAUUAUACUAGCCAUAUUUACGAAAAAAUCUCUAGUACGAAGCCAUUUUCUAUUAAUUUAUUCUUACAAAUGUUAAUAUUUUUGAAGUAUAAAUGAUUUGAACUUUUUUAGUGUAACCUAAAAAGAGCAAUAAAUUAUUUUAGUAUUUCGAGAUUUACGUUAUAAUUCCAAUAUUUUUGUACUCAAAUAAUAUGAUAAAGAAUAAGAUCAGCAAUGAUAGAUUUAAAUAUGUGUUAAUUUUUAUUUAUAAAAAUAUCUACCUACCCUGCUGAAAAUAACAAAUAAAAACGAUGAUUUGUAUGGGAAGUCAUUGUAAACUAUUGGGGCUAUCUGGAUUUCCGAUAGAUCUAUCUGGAUCAGAUAGCCCAGACAAAAACACAUAAAAAUCGUAUGAAAACUGUAUGAAAAUUUCGUAGUCCCUGUUUCAAACACAAUGGUUUUCAAUGACUUCCCAUACAAAUCAUCAUUUUUUAUUUGGAACUUUCAGCAGGGUAGACAUAUUGUAUUUUCAAACAAAAUCAAUUGUAUAUUCGUGAAUUUUGGUUUUGAUUGUUAAUGUCUCUUGUCUUGUGAUCUCAGUAAUAAAUAAAUUGUGAAAUA
Molecule: messenger RNA, 4320 nt
Organism: Melitaea cinxia (Glanville fritillary)
Lineage: Eukaryota; Metazoa; Arthropoda; Insecta; Lepidoptera; Nymphalidae
Product: cytosolic carboxypeptidase 1-like
Exons: 25
Biological process (GO): protein side chain deglutamylation; C-terminal protein deglutamylation
Source: RefSeq, a predicted model, not a curated record